Messenger RNA from Ornithodoros turicata, 1558 nucleotides. RefSeq names its product sodium-coupled neutral amino acid transporter 7-like. Gene Ontology annotation, biological process: amino acid transmembrane transport. Gene Ontology annotation, molecular function: L-amino acid transmembrane transporter activity. The record is from RefSeq and is a predicted model, not a curated record. The transcript is spliced from 10 exons. NCBI's taxonomy places the organism in Eukaryota, Metazoa, Arthropoda, Arachnida, Ixodida, Argasidae. Bases 138 to 1451 code for a protein of 437 amino acids.
GUGCGAGAAGGUGUGUUCUGUUUUGUCUUCUGACUGAGUGGAGGGCUUUGCAAGAGCAAGUAACAGAGUUAGGAGGAGUUGCAGAACAUUAAGGAUGCACCUUCACUAAGGAAGAACCAAGCCAAAAAAGAGAGGCGAUGUCGAGAGACAGAGCCGACGUUCCCGCGAUUGAAAGUUCUGCGGAGGAACACAAAUUGUCAUCGGGAGGUUGGCAGGGCGUGUCUUUUAUGCUGGUGAGUUGUGCCUUCGGAGCUGGUUUGCUGCACUAUCCAGCCGUGUAUGACGAGUGUGGCGGCCUUUUGAUUGGUACGGUCGUGCAAGUGGUGGUAACUUUCCUCUUGGGUUCAACGGCCCUUGCUCUUGCCUACUGUUCGGAUGCCUACGGGGACAGCACGUACAACGGUGUCCUCGAGUCUUGCUGUGGUCCAAGGACCCGGAAUGUGUCCGCCUGGUCCGUUCUUGUCACCUACUUCGGCGUCUGCAUAGCUCUACUUAUAAUUAUCGGCGACCUUACGGACCGCGUGUUUACUUCCGCGUAUGGACAACACUUCUGCCACGAAUGGUUCCUAACUCGCCAAUUCACCAUCGUCACCACGGCUGUAGUGUUCAUCUUGCCGUUAUGCCUUAUGAGAAACAUAGCACUCCUCCAGCGUAUCAGCAAAGUGGGGGUCGUCGUCAUGCUGUAUCCUGUCUUCUUGACUGUCUACUCUUUCUAUACCGUUGAACGCUCAGAAAAUCUUCAUCUGCGUACGCAGCCGGAAACCAUCGUAGACUUUAUGGUCACUAUUCCCGUCUUCUGCUUCGCAUAUCAGAUGCACGAGAUCGUAGUGCCGGUGUACGCUUGUAUGAACAAGCGCGGAAUAAUUGGCUUCACCAAGGCUCUGACCGCAGCACUCGUGUUUCUUUUGAUGGCCUACGUCACCGUCGGCUGCUUCGGAUAUGCUACGUACGGAUACCACGUCAAGCCCAAUAUCAUGCAGAUGUUCGAAGCGUCUGAUCCUGCCGUUCUCUUCGGCAUCGUGGCCCUUAUGAUCAAGAUGGUUGUCACCUAUCCACUCAUUGUGUUCUUCGGAAGGGAGGAGCUGGACAGUAUGUACAUCAGGUUUUACCAUCUCUCAGCCGAGGAAGCCAAUAAGGGAGAGCGGAAGCGAACCUUCAUCGCCUUGGCCAUCUGGUUCUUGGCUCCCAUGUUACUGGCUGUAUUACCCAUUGACCUCGGAAUCGCUUUGAAGUUCUUGGGCUGCCUCUCAAUGCUUAAUAUAUACAUCUUCCCAGGUUUAUGCCUGGUGGGUGUCAUACAUAAGAAGCCCGGCUACCUGCCCCGGGAGCGGUUGAUGCACUUCUUGGGGUGCGUCGUCGUCAUCUUUGGCAUGGUGCUAUCUGGCCUGGUCUUUGUAGAGACUAUCGUUCAUCAUAUGCCAAAGAGCGGGGCUAGCAAUCAGUGCAGCUGACCAAGCGGCUGCAUAUCUUACUCAACGUCAAUGCUGAAGCGGACAUCCUACUAAUCGGGACACCUCUGCCACACGCAUGAUGCAAAUACAGAGCCUUUUACAGUUCC